AUGGAAUCAAAUUUUGUGCGAGCCGAUAACAGCAACUUGCCUAAGAUAGACGGAUUUAUGGUUGCAGAUUUCUUUAAGAAUAACGCUGAUUACUAUGCUGCAGAACAUAAGAAUGUGAAAACAGCAGUGUCUGCAAGGGAAUCCUAUGGAGACGAUGCGAUUGGCUAUGUCCAACUACAACGGGAGCAUGGGGUUUGUACAGUUAAGUGUAAAAUGUGCCCAGAGCAUAAAGUUAGAACCAAACCAUAUAAUGUGACGAUGAUUAUUAAUGAAAAUGACAGCGAAAUUAUGAGCUGUCAAUGCCACGACUGUGCUGCUUCAGCUGGAGGAUGCAAGCAUGCAGUUGCUUUUUUGAUGUGGGUCCUUCGCCGUUCUGAUGUAGACAUGCGCGCCGCGCCGGCGCCGCCGCGCCACGCCGCGCCCUGCCCACGCCGCGCCGCGCCGACAAAUCCGAUCGGCGCGCCGUGA
Molecule: messenger RNA, 468 nt
Organism: Parnassius mnemosyne (clouded apollo)
Lineage: Eukaryota; Metazoa; Arthropoda; Insecta; Lepidoptera; Papilionidae
Source: the annotation of a GenBank genome assembly